Molecule: messenger RNA, 2767 nt
Organism: Teleopsis dalmanni
Lineage: Eukaryota; Metazoa; Arthropoda; Insecta; Diptera; Diopsidae
Gene: Pop1
Product: ribonucleases P/MRP protein subunit POP1
Exons: 4
Coding region: 143-2743 (866 amino acids)
Biological process (GO): tRNA 5'-leader removal
Cellular component (GO): ribonuclease MRP complex; nucleolar ribonuclease P complex
Source: RefSeq, a predicted model, not a curated record
ACAAUUUUAAAUUUAAUGGUUUGGCAGCACUAUAGCACGUGUUGAACUCAAAACAAAACAAAUGAAAAGCCGCGGCUAUUAAAAGCUUUUUUUUGGUUGUGAAUAAAUGUUAAAUAAUUGAAAUUAAAAUAUUUAUAACAAAAUGACGUCUCAGAAGUUGGAAUAUGAUUCAACUUUAGGCGGUCCAGUUGUGCUGGCAAGUCACAUACCAACGUAUCGCUAUGCCGCAGCAGCCUUAAAGGAAAUGAAUACAUUAAUGACUGCUGUUCAGCAACCAACAAGCACGAAAUUAGUAUUUCAAACACUUCCCAAACAUAUGCGCCGACGUGCUAUGUCACAUCAUCCGAAACGACUUCCACGAAAAUACCGUUCAAUGCAUAUUGCGCAAAUGUCUAAAUCUGGUAAACCAAAACUUACAAAACGUCCUUCACGUAAAUUCCGCCGCCGGCCAGCAAAUUUAUUAUGUGAUUACAUACGUCGGCAACGUAAACACGUUUGGUUGGAAACUCAUAUUUGGCAUGCCAGACGCUUUCAUAUGAUAAACUGUUGGGGAUAUCGUUUGCCGUACUCGAGUUGUGCAAAAAACUACAGAGCAUGUUACCGAGCGUCCGCCCAACAUUGUUUGCUGCAGGAUAAGUCAUUUUAUGCGUGCAUUCAAUUGACGGGUAGUUUGCAGGGUAUAGGAAAAGGAUUUCAAAAAAUAUCUAGUAGCAAAACUGGCCUUAGCAUAACUGCUAAAACGUACAUUACUGGUAAACGGGAAGGGCACAUACAACUAUUUAGAAACGGCAAAUAUCCUAAUGGUGCUAUUGCGAGCGUUACGUUUUUAUGGCAACCGUUACAAAGUGAAGAGCAAAUGAGCAAUGAAAAUAUUAAACGAAGACUUUGGAUUUGGGUACACCCAAGCGCAUAUCAGACUGUCUUAAUGGAGUUAUUAGAACUUUUCGAUAUGAUAUCGAUAAGAAAUACAACAGUUGUAAUAAAAUCAGAAGACGACAAAUUUGAAGAAGAUUUAAUUAAAACAGAAUCAGAUGCCAAAGAUAGUACGAAACCAAAAUUAAAUGUGAAAGCUGAAAGGCAAUUACAGUUUAUGACAAGAACAAAUGCAUACGAACGCAAUAAAUGUUAUAAAAACACUAACGGCACAAUAGAACUUACAGAACUAAAGAAUACAAUGAACCGGUUCUCUCUUACUGGUCCAUUGUCUCAAAGUGUGCUUUCGCAUGCAUUUAAACCUAAGGAGUAUAAUUUAGAAAAUGAACCUGAUAACUGGUUUCGAAAUUUUCUUGAAAAAAACAGUGACUUUCAGGAAUUUCAUACGUUUCAAUGCAAAUUUUGGCAAAAUUGUGAGCAUUUAAAUACACCUGCGACCUUUAUUUCUAACAUGGUUAUUGCUCUUAAUAUAGAGGAUCCGCGUAUACAUCGACCACAAAAACGUACUAAAGCGGAUAAUGUAGUAUCUCUGCAUCAUAACGAAAAUAAGCUGGAAAUUUUCGAGGCUUUCCAAAAGCCUAAAAGUAUUUUGGCACAAACUGCACUUUGGGAUCUUGAUAUACGUAAUCGAAUAGGAAAAGAAAUGUUAACAACAAAUGCAUAUUGUAAGCUACGAGAGAAACAUGUAUUGGUACCGGGAGCAAGUUGUGCAUUUGAAAAAGAAUUGCAGCCGAUUCCGGUGCUGCUAAUUCAACGUCCUGGGUCACUAAAUUCACAUUACAAACGCCAAAACUACGGAUGUGGUUGGGAUGUUAUUGCACCUGCGGGUUACGGUAUGGCCAUAUGGACGGCUCUUAUUAUGUGGGGUGCUAAACCAGGAGGACUACGAGAAACUGCGAGUUUAAACAGGGAAAUGGGUACCGAUGAACACUUGCCUGACACAAUUGGUGGUUUUUAUACUGCGGCAGAAACAUAUGAAAGACUUCGUGGUAAAUAUUUUCGAUUGCCACCGAACAGACGCUGCAAUUACACAAAAUUGGCAAUAGUAAGUCCUUUUCGUGUGCCUUAUACAGAACUUGUGCGUGAUUGGCAAGUGACGCCGGACAUCGACGUUAAAUUAUUUCACAUAUUACGUGAUCGAUUCCAACUGAAAGAACUCCAAUUAAGUUUAACCAAUAAAGCGAUUGGUUUUCCCAAAGAAAUAAAUGAAUUUUCAUUAAUACAAGUUUUACUGCGUAUGAAAUCACGUGGUAAUCCAGGAAAUUUUGCACUAAUUUGUUUGCCUACAAAAACCGAUUUGUGGAACAACUUAGAAAAAAUUCAAGAAAACGAUCACAAUCCUAUUUAUACGGAACCAUUACUACCAGAUUUAAACGAAAAAGUGCGAAAAGAAUCACGAGUUGAACACAAAAGUUGGUUGAAGCGUUUGCGUGCAAGACGUGUACGCGAUAAACGUAAGGAACAGGAAACAAGUAAUAAACGAGUUUAUAUACGUCCUGCAAAUACGUCAUAUAUAGUGAAUGAACAAUUUAAGAAUAUGUGUCGACUUUGGUUGGCGGAAAACAUACAUUCUUCGUACAGUGUGCGAAGGCAAUGCACUCGUGAAGUUUUUGGUUACAUUACAAAUUCCAGUUUUAGCUACACUGAAGCCACAGUUUGCGCCAUUGGCUAUAUUGUACCAAACGGUCUAAGACUGCUAUUAGAACUAUGUAAAAAAAAUGGUUUAAAGAAUCCAAUGUGUUUGGUGCGUGGCACAGACACGCGUCAUUAUAGAUUUGCUACUAUGAAAAUUAAUACCGAAUUUAGAUGAACUUUAAGUAUAAAUUUAUUUUCU